CAGACGAAGAAACCAAAUUUUCCAUAAUUAAUUGGAAUGGUGCCGCGGGGAUUGUCGAGCAAGGCUUCAAGGAUCUUGACACUAGUAUUCCUUGCAACCUGGCUCGCGGUACCUACGAAGGUAUUAUGUUGAAGAGUCAUAUAAAUAAAAACAACACCAUUCCAAUAUUCAGAAGACAAGCCUGCAGAAUCGUCCCCUUCACUUACGAAGAAACCGUUAAUGACAGAUAUGGUUUUGAAUAUUAUAGAUAUCUUAUGGAGUCAUCGGCGUUCAACAGUACCUCCCCGUAUGCCUGCAAAUGUAAUAACAACUGUUUGCCCGACGGUUUUGUUGAUAUUUCUAACUGCUAUUACGGUUUUCCAAUCACGUUGUCAAAGCCUCACUUUAUGGACGCCGACCCUCAACAAAGAAGCUACUAUGAAGGAAUGCAUCCAGACCCGGAGAAGCAUUCCUCUAUUCUUGACAUUGAACCUACUAUGGGUGUACCUUUGGCGUUAUCUUCUAAGGUCCAAGUUAAUUUGGCUGUGAGAAUGUCACCAGGGAAUCCCAUUACGAAACCUUUGAAAGACAAGAUAGUGCCAAUGCUUUGGCUUUCACUCUAUUGCAAAGAGCCUCCUCCGGAAAUCUUAAGUUUACUUCGUCUGCGGCUAGUCAUCUCCCCACCUCUUAUCAUCGCAAUUGAAGUCCUACUCUUCGUCAUCGGUUUCAUCAUUGGCACGAGUGGAUUCUAUCGAUUCAUACGGCCUACAUACGAAGUCGUUGAUAUCGUUGAUGAUAAAAAAAUCACCGUCGGUGAUAGAAAUGUUAUUUCAGAAAACAUCGCCUUCUCCGAAGACGAACGUUCAACCAAAGAAGCAGUAUCUCUAUUAACGAUUAAAGAAGAUGAUAUGAAUAGCAUUUAUAUAGAUACGUGAAAGAAUUACUCGAUAAGUAACUGAUUUUGGGAAAAUCUUAACUAUCGGAAGUUACAUGACCUUAGCAAAAUGGUAAUUGGUGCUUUAAUUUAUGCCAUUACUCUCAAACCGUUUUAGAGAGUUGUUUAUUUAUAAUUAAAAAAUCAUCCUCAAAUGCUAUAUUUUGCCAUAGUAUUUUAGAUAACUAUAAGAAGUUUUAUGUUAAGUAUGUUUGAUUUGCACCUUAUACUGUGGUGAUGAGACGGUUUCCAUGUCGUUUUAUUUAAUGACCUAAUUACUGUUGAUAUUAUUAUUUGAAAUUAAUGAUUUAUUAACAUUGCUGAUUGUUCCUAUAUAAAAGGGGUGAUGUUAAUUUCAACAUUAAUUAUACGACAUCGGUAAUCAUCAACAGUUUGUGGUAAUUCUCAGAGUUUUCAAAGAUGUGUUGUUGAAGAUGAUUGUGGAGAACUGGUUUUAUUAUAUACUUUGUUGUGACAUUGUGAUGCAUUAUUAUUUUUUCUUUCGUCUUCCUUGUAGAUGAUUCGUUUGGCUACAAUAAAAUUUAGAUUUGUUUUUCAACGUUUGACCGUUUAUUUAAAUUUCUAAUUCAGUGUUGCUGCAUGAAUUUCUUUAAGGUUACCAAUUUGUGUGUCAAUUUCAAGGGGAUUAACAAAAUUGAACCGUAAAAAUCAUACUAGUUUAAGUCUACUGGACCACAUAUCAAGGCCAUUUCAAUUGACAACUUGUCUAAAAAGUAAACAUUACAUUAGAGACCUUUAGGCAAGGGCACUGAGGGUCGUUGUCACUAAUAACCAGUUCGUGUUGCAUAAUAAUGUCGCUUAACAAAAAUAUAUUUCUCGAUGUAUAUGAAAUUCAGAGAAUUUAGAGUUUUGAAAUUCUUGUCAAUCUAAAUCUAGAUUAAUUUAUUUUAUAUCUAGUUUCCUACCUAUUUUUACACUGUUAUGACUGGCUUAUUAAUUAGCUUAUGAACCAUUUUUAAUUGUAAGUUAUUUUGGCUUUUGAUUUGAACGGACGUAUGGAAUUAUUGGAAAAACAGUGGAUAUUAAUUUUAAUUUAAAUAUACUUAUAAAUUAUAAUUAUGUGUCCUGACCAUAACUUAUGUAACGUUAUAACAAUGAAUUUAGUUUUUGACAUGAUAAAAAACUAUUUAUUAAUUUCAUUGUGAUCUAUACAGAUCUAUAUCGUGAUCUAUAUAGAAAUAAAUAUUUAUUUAUAACUUGUUUAUGGUAAAACUAUUAUUGCGACAUAAUUAGCUAUCUGUCAGAAGAGUUUCUUUUUUGUUGUUGUAGGUAAUUGAUUCCUUGACCAAGAUUUCACCAAUGGAAACAAAAACAUGAUAUGGGUUUAUAUUCUAUGAAUGUAUAGGUACUACAAUAUUUAUAUAUUAAGGUUGGUGUUUGUUGAUUAUGUAAAUAGUGGUGGGGAUAAAUUUUAUUAUUUGUAAAUCUAAUCUAAUCUAGAUGUAUGUAAAUAAUUUUUAAGGAUUGUGAUAUUAGAUUCUGUAGGAAAUAAAUUUAAGCCCUUUGUAAAUAUUUGCUUUUAAACGGAAGUUGGAAUCCUAUUUUGAUUUUGUAUAUUUAAUAAACUUAUUACAUUUUGAUUGGU
This is a messenger RNA of Diatraea saccharalis (sugarcane borer), 2519 nucleotides long. The record is from the annotation of a GenBank genome assembly. NCBI's taxonomy places the organism in Eukaryota, Metazoa, Arthropoda, Insecta, Lepidoptera, Crambidae.